AUGGAGCAGCCUCGAUUCGCCAAGGUCAAGCGGACCGUCUCGGGCCAUCCAGCUGGCAACAAGGCUUAUCAACUCGGGCCCAACUUGAAGAAACGUACCUGGGCACAAUUUCUCGAGAAGGCGGAAGAAUUGCAGCGGGUCGGUCAAAAUGGGGGCGAUGCGACUCGUAUUGCUCAGCUGUCCAAGGAGAUGGCUGAGAUGGCUAAAAAAGAUCAACAUCUGGAUGGGAAAUCCCUUCGUAGCACUUUCCACUUGACACCCGACUAUGGCCCCUCGAGACACGUUCGGAACGGCGAGUUUGUUCCAGGCGAGACUUCUGAAGCCCGCUCCGAACGUUUCACCGACCCUAGUGAAUGGAGAGACGCCAAGAAUCGACUAGACAGGCACGAUGAUACUCUCGGGGCACACAGGGCACUGAUGGAGAGCAAUGCAGACGGAAUCGAUAUGGCCAGCAAUCGCAUCGUCAAGAAUGCCGACGAUAUCGACAGCGUCAAGAAAGCGCUGGCGAAGCAGAAGCCUGGCAGGACUUGGCCCCUCUACGCGGGCCUCGGUGGAUCCACCUUACUGGCAGGAGGGGCUGUAGUGCUCGACGCUUCCUCGAACGAGAGGCUCAACGACCAGUCGGAAACCAUUAGCAACCUGUCAAAGGAAGUGACCCGUCUCAAGACACAGAAAGGGCAACUGCCCACCUCGGUCAAUGGGCCUGGCAGGGGUGCUGCCAACAGCGGAGAAGGUCUGAUCUCACGCUGA
Messenger RNA from Sporisorium graminicola, 750 nucleotides. RefSeq lists its product as uncharacterized. Bases 1 to 750 code for a protein of 249 amino acids. NCBI's taxonomy places the organism in Eukaryota, Fungi, Basidiomycota, Ustilaginomycetes, Ustilaginales, Ustilaginaceae. The transcript has 2 exons. The record is from RefSeq and is a predicted model, not a curated record.